Messenger RNA from Spirodela intermedia, 96 nucleotides. NCBI's taxonomy places the organism in Eukaryota, Viridiplantae, Streptophyta, Magnoliopsida, Alismatales, Araceae. The record is from the annotation of a GenBank genome assembly.
AUGAUUACAAGAUGCCCAAGAAUUAACGUUUCUCUUGAUGAUUUGGUGACCAUGAGCACAUGGCAACACCUGCUUGACAAAGAUUUUCCCCGGUGA